Molecule: messenger RNA, 495 nt
Organism: Mycena indigotica
Lineage: Eukaryota; Fungi; Basidiomycota; Agaricomycetes; Agaricales; Mycenaceae
Exons: 4
Coding region: 1-495 (164 amino acids)
Source: RefSeq, a predicted model, not a curated record
AUGCUUACCCAGACGCUCCUCAAGUUCUUGGCCCUCGCUGUCGCCGUGUCUGCGAUCCAGAUCCAGAGCGCGGACCCCAGCAUCUUCGACGCGAAACGAGUCGCAUGCGUCGCCGUCAAAGAGAACCGCGAGGCGGCCCCCGUGACCCUGCAGAACUGCCUACCCGGCGGCGACGCCGCCAGCUACGACUGGGCCAUCCCCCUCGAGUCCGGCAAGCCCAACGGCGCGCAGCAGAUCAGGAUCUUCGGCGACCAGUGCCUCGAGGUCAAAGACAGUCUGGACGAGGAGGGGCAGGCGGUCCAGAUCGGGCCCUGCUGGCCCGGGCGCGUCAGCGAGAACGACAACCAGCUCUGGACCUUCGACAAGUACUCCCACUUCCGCUGGGGCAACACCAACAGCUGCCUCGACCUCGCUAGCACGCAGAACGGGGCGGCCCUCGUCCUGAACCCUUGCUACACGCGCAGCACGACCCAGGGCUGGACACUCAAGUUGUAA